Cyanistes caeruleus (blue tit) is the source of this 1383-nucleotide messenger RNA. The record is from RefSeq and is a predicted model, not a curated record. NCBI's taxonomy places the organism in Eukaryota, Metazoa, Chordata, Aves, Passeriformes, Paridae.
AUGAGAAAAUGUAGUGGUGAAAGACCAAGUGAUCUGGCCAAAGACUUCCUGCCAGUGGCAGCAGAGAAAGAUCCAAGUGUUCUCAGUCACCUCACUUGCUCCAGGGCUUUGGGUACCAAACCUUCCUGGAUUGAAGGGCUUGUCCGAGCCAUACUGCACACCAGCCAGGUGAAUGUGAUCGCAGUAGACUGGGUUUAUGGGUCUACAGGAGCCUAUCCCUCCGCAGUGGAAAAUGUCACACAGCUGGCCCUCGCCAUCUCACACUUCAUCAGCAAGCUCCUGGCCCUGGGAGUCUCAGGGACAUCUAUCCACAUCAUUGGGGUAAGCCUCGGAGCACACGUCGGGGGCCUGGUGGGGCACUUCCAUGGCGGUCACCUGGGACGGAUAACAGCCCUGGAUCCUGCAGGCCCUAAGUACACCAGAGCCAGCCCCGAGGAACGCCUGGAUCCUGGGGAUGCCCUCUUUGUGGAAGCCAUUCAUACUGAUGCUGACAAUUUCGGGAUCCGGAUUCCUGUAGGCCACAUCGAUUACUUUGUCAAUGGAGGCAAAGAUCAGCCAGGAUGCCCCCGAUUCAUCUCUGCAGGCUAUAACUUCCUGAUCUGUGAUCACAUGCGGGCUGUGCAUCUCUACAUCAGUGCCUUGAACCAUCCCUGCCCCAUCAUGGGGUUCCCCUGUGCAAGUCAUCAAGAUUUUCUAAAUGGUCAUUGCCUGGACUGUGCAGAACCCUUCCUGACCUCCUGUCCCAGAAUAGGCCUGCUGGAGCAGGCAGGUGUCAACAUGAGCAGGCUGCCUCAGGAAGUGAAAGUUUUUUUAAUGACCAGUCCUUCAGCCCCAUUCUGUGUCCACCACAGCCUGGUUGAGUUCCACUUGCAGAAGAAAAGGAACAGAGUGACCAGCAUUGAGAUCAGUUUCAGCAGCAACAGCACCAAGGACACAGCAAAGAUCACCAUACCCAAGGACCAGGAGACAGGCAAACAUCUGCUGGCCCACCGAGUUCCCCUCUGCCAGGUAAACAGCGUGACCCUGAGGUAUAUCCCCAAGAAUCGUUUUUGGAGCAAGGAUGAGCCAUCUGUUGUUGGCAAGUUCUGUGUAGCACCACUGCCUCUUAACAGCAGCAGGACAACGUCGUGCCUGCCCAGGAUCCUCACCCUCCCCAGCAACACAGACAUCUCCUAUGACCUGCCCACUGCUUGUGCCUAGCUCUGCCUUCAGGAUAUGCAGAACCAGAAAGGAAUCCUAAAUCUAGUGCUGCUCCCUGCUCCCAGAUGAUACUUUCAGCAUAAAACUGGAUGGGUUUUUUACUCCCUGCACUAGGGGCAAGAUGUCAAGGAAAAGAAGUGCAUGGCAGAUUGACAAAUACAAGCUUAACUGGUUACAGCAAAA